UCCGCAGCUUUAAAAAGUUUCAGGUUCUGUUCAUCUUUGAUGGUCUGGAUGAAAGUCGACUUCCUCUGGACUUCAAGAAGAAUCCUGUCCUGACUAACCAUUCAAAGUCCACCUCACUGGAUGUUCGGCUGACAAACCUCAUCACAGGAAAACUGCUUCCCUCUGCUCUCCUCUGGAUAACCACAUGACCUGCAGCAGCCAGUUUGAUCCCAGAUAAAUCUAUUGACAGGGCCAUAGAGGUCAGAGGGUUCACUGACCCCCAGAAGGAGGAGAUUCAGAGAUGAAGAGGAGAAGGCCAGGAGGGUCACCUCCCACAUCCAGAAAUCAAAAAGUCUCCACAUCAUGUGCUACAUCCCAGUUUUCUGCUGGAUCACUGCUAAAGUUCUGGAGGAAAUGAAGACCAGAGAGGGAGGAGAGCUGCCCAAGACCCUGACUGAGAUGUAUAUAGAGUUCCUGCUGCUUCAGUUCACAGUCAAGGAGGAAAAGUAUGAAGAAGGAGCUGAAGAAGCUCUAGAGAACAAGAAGCUGAUUGAGUCUCUAGGUAGUCUGGCUUUAGAUCAGCUGCUGGAGGGAAACCUGAUCUUCUAUGACAAAGACCUCAAACGGUGCGGCAUCAACAUCAAAGAUGCUGCCUUGUUCUCAGGAGUUUUCACUCAGAUGUUUAAAAAGGCUGGGUCAUUAGUCCAUCUGUCUGAAGAUCUGACCAAUGGGAGGAGAGGAGAGAAACAGCAGCUUCCUGAUAAUCCAGAGAGAUUUGAUUGUUACUACUCUGUUCUGAGUUCUGAGGGUUUUAACUCAGGGAUCCACAGCUGGGAUGUUGAUGUUGGAGACAGUGAAGAAUGGAGACUUGGUGUGAUAGAAGAGUCUGUUCAGAGGAAGGGAUUCAUAGAGUCUGGAUGGUUGGUUAUAUGGUUCUCUUCAGGUCAAUACUCAGCAUUUUCUCCUCCAGCUCCUUCCACUCGUCUCUCAGUCCAGAAGAAUCUCCAGAGGAUCAGAGUGAAUCUGGACUGGGACAGAGGAAAACUGUCCUUCUCUGAUCUGGAUACUAACACACACAUACACACCUUCACUCACAAGAUGUUUCCAUUCUUUGACACUAAUAAAACAUUAAAGAUCAUACCGAUGAAGAUCUCAGUGAUGAAGCAGCAGCUCUGAUGAUCUCAGCAUGAAGAACAAAGUCCAGAUAAAAACUUAUUGAUCA
Molecule: messenger RNA, 1201 nt
Organism: Poecilia reticulata (guppy)
Lineage: Eukaryota; Metazoa; Chordata; Actinopteri; Cyprinodontiformes; Poeciliidae
Source: RefSeq, a predicted model, not a curated record